CUGAAAAUUCAAAAUGGCAGCCUUCAUGUCUGUAAUUUGGAGAUAGAACUUAGAUGAGUAAAUUGAGAAACGUUGAAUAAACUUGUUAUAAUUUCUGGUCAUAAUAGAUCUAGGUAUACUUUUCUGGAAAGAAUGAAGCAGCAUGAAUUCGGCACCUAGUUUAUGAAGCUUGGCAAAUAAUCUUUAAAGAUUUUACUUUUCACAAAAGCAAUACAUUGGUGACCAAGCAUCAUUUCAGCAGUGCCUACCAUUGGUAUUAACCAAUAGUAUGGGGGCUUGUGUAUGCAAAGACAAGAAUCAAGAUCCUCCAAUUACACAAGCAGAAGAAAGUGACAGCAGUUCUCAUGUCAGUACCUCGCGGCAGAGGGACCAAAACCAUCAUAGUUCAGUUAAUACAAAUUUUGAACAGACAGAUCGGCGGCAUCGGCACCAUCACCGAUCUCAUAACAACCAAAGACAACACCAUGGGUCAAAUAGAAGAAGUAGGGAUGCAGAAAAAGAAGAUGUAGAUCGUUUGGUGCUUGAAACUUUGUCAGUUAUUCGCACUCUAGUAGACAAUGCACAAGAACCACCACUAGCUAUGCUGAUACUCCACAAAAUAGCUGACUGUGAUCAAGGCUGGUUAAAUGUAGUCAAGUCUCUGAUACGUGUCAUACCAAUGGAAGAUCCGCUAGGACCUGCAGUUAUAGCUCUUCUACUUGACGAAUGUCCUUUGCCAACUAAAGAUGCUCUUCUGGAACUUAAAGCUCAUCUGAAUCUUGCAGAGAUGGAAUAUGCUCAAACCUACAGCAAACCUUGUCAGAAGCGCAAUAUUUGUGUUCUAUUAGGUUGUCUGGCUGAAAAAUUAGCAGGCCCUCACAGUAUAUCAUUAUUAACAACAGACAUAUUGACGUUCUUAAUAGAGCAUUUGAAACCUGAGUAUCAUCCAGUUGUUAUUCUUCAUUCUAUGGUUGCUUUAGAAAAGUUUGCUCAAACCAGUGAAAAUAAGCUUAGGAUUACCCAGGCUUUGCAGCAGUGUGAUGUGCAUCCAAUGACAGUUUUAGAGGGGUGGUAUACUCGUGACAGUGACAACAGACCCCUGAGCUACAGUAGAAGGGAAGUGGGCUUCUGUGCUGGUUGGUGCCUUGAUAAUUUGUUUAUUAAAGAGGGUCGGCCCUUUUCUUAUGAGCAGCUAGAUCGGUCUCAUCUUAAUGUCAUGCUAAACAGUAAUGAUGUCAGUGAAUAUUUGAAGAUUUCUGCUGAUGGAUUGGAGGCUCGGUGUGAUGCAUCUUCCUUUGAAAGUGUGAGGUGCACAUUCCAAGUGGACUCUGGUGUUUGGUAUUAUGAAGUGACCAUUGUGACUGAUGGAGUAAUGCAAAUAGGAUGGGCAACUAAGGACAGUAAAUUUCUAAAUCAUGAUGGCUGCGGUAUUGGGGAUGAUGAAUUUUCUAUGGCUUAUGAUGGCUGCAGGCAACUUAUCUGGUACCAUGCACAGAGUGAGCUGCACACACACCCCUGUUGGAAGCCUGGUGAUAUUUUAGGUUUGUUGUUGGACUUGGAAAAUCAGUACUUAAUAUUUUACCUGAAUGGGGACCCACUGCCCAGCUACAAACAGUUGUUUACACAUGCCAGGACUGGGUUCUUUGCAGCUGCUAGCUUUAUGUCUUUCCAACAAUGUGAGUUCAACUUUGGUGAAAAACCUUUCCGCUACCCACCACCUAAGCCCUUCAAAACCUUCAGUCAGUACGGGAAACUCCUGCCUGAAGAGAGAAUUGUUCUGCCCAGGCAUCAGAAAAUGGCCUUGAUGAACCAGUUUGUGGUCAGUGAAGAUGCUUGCACCUUAUGUUUUGAUAAUGUUGCAGACACACAACUUUUGGAUUGUGGGCACAGGGGAUUCUGUGAAGUUUGUGCUAUCCAGUUAGAAAAAUGUCCCAUCUGUCGGAAGGAGAUCUUAGAGCGUGUGCGCUGCCUGGGAGAGGGCCGGUCACCCACGCCAGCCAUGACACUGCUCCAGAUGCCUGUGGCCUAAGCUUUACAUGUCUGAUGUCGUCAUCCCUCCCCACCCCCACCUGCUUCCCAUAGUCUCCCCUAGCUGCGGGUGUGAGUUGAACGCACCAACACCUGUACAGGUACACCAUUUCAAUCUAUGGACAGUUCAAAUCUGUGCACUUGGUUUAGAGUUCAGAAAAGCUCUGAUGAACUUCAUUGAUGGCAGCAAGGCUCCAUAGCUCGCCUGUGGAAUUCUGGUAGAUUGGUAAGGGCUUUGUGGAAUCUCUAACAACACAUCAGGGGGAAAAUCUCUACACAAUUUUCAGGCUGUGAAAAAAAGACAUUGCUACAAACAACAGUUCAUUGCGUAUCAAAUACAGUUGCAAUAUCAAUGUAUUGAAAUAUCCUAAUAUAUUCUGUGUGACUUUUGUAAUGCAACAUCACAGCAUCCUGUUCAUUAAAAAAAAUAUCUUAUUUGUAUAAUGUACUGUAUAUGACUGUUUUGUUUAGCUCUCAAAACAUAAGCAUUUUAAAAUAUUUCAAACAGCUUGCAUUCUUAUAAUUCAGCUAGUUAGGUGUGAAAUAGCUAUUAGUGCAUGAGUUGGGAGGGCGGGACUGAAUGCUUUAGCAGGGGCCCCAUGCUUCUUUUAAAAAUAGGUGAGAAAAAAAUGUUGUUUAAAUAACACUUCUAAUUGAGUCAAUUAUUAGCCUGAAUCCAGGUCAUCAUUUGUUAAAGCAGACAAUAGACAACAGUUUAAUUUAAUUUGUACAAGAAUGAAAUUUCACAUUUAAGUUUGAUAUGUUAGGAGAGUCUUUCCUAUGGUAGCUGUGACUUGUUAAAUGACCUGGUUAAAACUUUAAAAUUGUGUGCCAGGUACUCACUGAAUUUUAAAACCAAAUAUAGAAGUAGAGAUGCUGAAAUCCUCUACCUCUUUUACAGUUGCUUUGCUUAUAGAAUCAAAUACAUGUAACAAACUAAAUGAAAAAAAAACAUACUAGUUUUCACUGUGUGAAAGGAAAAAAAUAAUGGGAAAAACUACUUAAAAACCCUUUGAUGAAUGUAAAUAAACAGGUAUUUUGUUGUACAUGAUGUUGUUGGUAUAGGAGGUGAAAUGUAGACCAAAGUCUAGGAGAGAAUUUAUGCUUUGAUUUGUAUCAUAUUAAAUUGAUGUUUUCUACAAGUUUCUAUUCAAAUGUAACUCCAGUAUUAUAACAUAUCAAAGAUGCUUGUUUGAAUACAGUAACUGCAUGCCAGUAGACAGCCUAUCCUCACACUCCAUAACUGCACAAUUUUAGUUUUGUUUUUAAAAUUUUCGUUUGUCUUCCAAUGUAACUAAAUUAAUAUUAGGAAAAAGAUCAAACAUCAACAAAUUUUUGUUCGGAAUUUAUUGAUCAAAGUUAUUAAGCUUAAAAAUUUAUUAUGGUUUUCUUAUUUUGUACUUAUUGCAGUUAUAUGUUAGUGGAGCUUUUUUUUUUAGAACAACAUAUCAAGAAGUCUACAUAUUAUAUUGGACAGAAGACUUUAGAAAAUAAUAUCCUACUUCAUUUAAUUUAAAUAUGUGGUUUAAUAAAAUCUUUGAUGAAGUAACUAGGAUUUUUGUAAACAUUCUAUCAUCGCAUUCGAUCAUGUCUUAUCUAUUACGGUAUCUCAUUUAUACAUCUGUUGUAAAAAUCAAAUAUUAAUAUCAAUACACUUUCAUCCCUCUGAUGUCAAUAUUUUAAAUUAUACUUAAAAUGUUUUACUUUCAUUAGUAAUUUAUUACUGGGACUAAUUAAUGCAUGAAACUAACAUAGUAUAUGUUGUCACAUGCUGCGUAAUGAUUAUCUUUUCUUCUACCCGAUGAUGUUUUCAUAGUUCAGUGGCAUGUGUAUGUAUGAGUAAUCUUUGAAUCAUUACAUAAAUCAGAUGUUUGUAAGUUCUGUAUUUACACAUUACUAUGGGGUAGUUAAUUGUUUAUAUUUUGUGUCCCAAUAAGUUGAGUUUUUAAAAAGAUAUAUGGAAUUUUUAAAACAGGCCAUAGUGAAUGAAUUUGUUAAUGAUCAGGUCUAAAGUUAGUGCUUGACUUGAAGUUCUACCUGGAGUGUCAGUUAGACUCCAUGCAGUGGCAAUAUCUGCCUGGUGAGAGCUGUUAACAUUCACUCUUUUACCACUAGUUGUAGGGUCAGCCGUAACCAUUCACUCUUUUACCACUAGUUGUAUGGCUAGUUCUAGGGUCAGCUGUAAACAUUCACUCUUUUACCACUAAUUGUAUGGCUGGUAGUAGGGUCUUAAAUAUGAUCCCAGUUUUAACAGGAAAUAUAUAGUAUAGCAACUAUAAACAUCAGCCCACUUUAGCACUAGAAUAAAUGAUCCUACUAUAGCACUUCAGGUGAUUUUAGCACAAUAAUAUGUAUGGCUAUUUUUGCAUAUGAACGAGACAUAUUUUAACAUGUUAACAAAUAAGGCCAUUAUAACACUUAUAUGUGGCCAUUUUAUCACAUAAACAAACAUGCUAUUUUAGCUCUGAGCUAUGUACAGCCCUAAUUGCACCUGAAGGCCACUGUAUAUUGUUGUUUUGUACAGAACUAAUGUUGUUCACUGUGUGUACACAUUGGCUUGUGAUAACCUGGUGUUCAGCAAUCCUGUGCUGAGUUUUACAAUGGGUCAGUGCAAUAUCAUCAGCUUCUGGCAUCAAGGAGAGUCUGUGUAUGUGUGUGUUACAGGAUAUCUUGUAUUCAUGUCAUUCAUUUUUAUGUACACAUCUGUUUUAAAGAUUUGGUUUGAUUUUUAUUGAAGUCCAUUCAGGCAGUGAAGUGAUCAAUAUUGAAAGAUAUUUCCUAUUAUUGUCCAUCUGGCUCUUAAAUUUAAACUUUUAAAAAUUAAAUGCUCAUUUUUUUAUAAUUGGCGACCACAAGAACAGGCAAACUCUACUUCAUCCACACACAAAGUCAGUUUAUUUAUUGAAUUUCAAGGUGUAUUAAAAGUUGGCAAAGACUACUUCAUCUGUUUUUUAAAAAGGUUACAUGGGUGUUUUAAUUACCAGUUUAAUUAAAGUUUGACUUGUUAUGUAUUAACUUGACCUACAGCUGAUGAAACUUACCAUUUGGCUUGCCAUAGCUUGAAUCAGGCUGUCAUGGCUGGGUCAGGUUGUCAUUGGUUGGGUCUGGUUGUCAUUGGUUGGGUCAGGUUGUCACAGUAAGCUGGACGGGUUAUUGCAACAACCUGCUAUUGUAAACUAUUACUCACCUGUAAAUCACAGUUGUGUAGUAAUUAAAAUAUUGUAGAUAGACCUGGCAUAUUGUAGGAUAACAGUUUAUAGCUGAGGUCCAUGGUGUCUCAACUAAUCAGUUUUUAGACAUGUAUUAUAUGGCUUGGAUGAUAAUUUGUAAUUCUUGUACUUACAUGAUCAAAUAUGAAUGAAUGCUGGUGAUCAAACUUUCAAGCACUUUUUUUUUUUUAAACAGCAUUUUUAGGUUUGAUGUCUAUAUCCCUGACAGAGCAUUGUAAUACUAGCUUUCUCAUGUUUGUACUUGCUCUUUAUUUUCUAGUUGAAAUGCUUUAAAAAUGUCAUUAUUUACUUACAGUUACAUUGUUCUGAGUGUCCUGUAUUUAAGCUCCUGUAUUUUUUUAAAUUUGUAUCUGUAACACGAUGCAUGUACAUACUGCUACUGUAUGUAUUGAAACAUCUAUCUUCUUGUAUACGUUGUAUUCAUUUAUUUUUAUAUAUGACUGAGUUUGUUUUUUUUCUAGACUUAUGCAUUCUGAUUAUUUUAAUUGAAAUUAUUUUAAAAAAUUAUUUUUUACAGUUUUAAAUAAAGAUUUAUCGUGCUUAAAGAUACUACAUUUCAGCUUUUAAUGAAAGGUUUUUAAUUAACUAUAUAUGAACCAACAAGGGUCAAAGAGUACUAGCCUUAGGCUCCAGGUUCAAACCCAGGUCAGCCUAAAGAUAGUCAACAGCCCUAGCUGACUCAGCGUAGUUGGGAGUAAACUAGUACAAGUCAUUAAAUGACCACAGAAAUUGUCAUCCCAUGUCCUGGGUUUUGAUCAGAGUGCAACAGGGCUAAUUGCUUUUGUUUUACAUAUCUAAUGUUGUAUGUGAGCUAUAUCAUCCCUGUCAAAGUGAAAUCCUUGUGGUGGUUGCUUGUAUUAUUUACAUGUAGGUUACAGUGAUGAUGUUUGGACCAGUGGUUGCUUGUAUUAUUUACAUGUAGGUUACAGUAAUGAUGUUUGGACUGUUGCUUGUAUUGUUUACAUGUAGGUUACAGUGAGGAUGUUUGGACUCUAGUGGUUGCUUGUAUUAUUUACAUGUAGGUUACAGUGAGAAUGUUUGGACUCUGGUGGUUGCUUGUAUUGUUUACAUGUAGGUUACAGUGAUGAUGUUUGGACUAGUGGUUGCUUGUAUUGUUUACAUGUAGGUUACAGUGAUGAUGUUUGGACUAGUGGUUGCUUGUAUUGUUUACAUGUAGGUUACAGUGAGGAUGUUUGGACUCUAGUGGUUGCUUGUAUUAUUUACAUGUAGGUUACAGUGAGGAUGUUUGGACUCUAGUAGUUGCUUGUAUUGUUUACAUGUAGGUUACAGUGAUGAUGUUUGGACUCAAGGUUGACAGGGUGACUGUUGGUGUGCUUAUUUUAUGUGUUAAUGCUGAUAUUUUUGAAUGUUUACUAGUGAAUAAUGAUUGCUUGCAUACACAAUGUCUGAAUGAUUGUGCACAAUCUUUGAAUGAUUGUUUGUGUGCAUAAUGUUUGAGUAGUUACUAGUGUACACAGUUUUUGAAUUAUUGUGUUUGCAUGAACAGUUGUUUUUCCACAGUAUCUGAAUGAUUGUUUGUGCACAGUUUGAAUGAUUAUGUGUAUAGUGAUUGAAGUCCCUAGUACAUGCAAUAUUUGAAUGAUUGUGUGUAAAGUGAUUGAAGUCCCUAGUGCAUGGAAUGUUUGAAUGCUUGCUUGUGCACACAAUGUUUAAAUGUCUGUCUCUAAUUUUAGCUCCACUAUUUUUCCAUAAUCAAAACUGUAGGGAGGUAAACACCAUAAGGAAACUUCAGCUGCUCACUUGUCAAGCUUGAAGUUUCUUCUGUGUGUUUCUAACCUUAUAGAUGUAGCUUAAAAAUUGUGGGUUUUUUUUUAUUGAUGUAAAAGCCUUUCAUUUAUUUAUGAUUCUUUAAAGUAAUAUAAAAAAAUAAAGGGUAUUUUAAAGUCAAUUAAAUAAUUUUUAAUAAAAUUUCUAGGAUGAUUUAGCUGACUUGAUGGGUUGACUUGAUGAUGUAGUUGACUUUGAAUACUUUGAUGAUGUAGCUGGUGGUGUGGUGUCAACACUACCCUGUGCUACUGCCUAUAGAAAAUGGUUUAAAAGAAUGGUAGAUACCCCCAUCUAUGCCCUUACUUAUUUUAAUUUUUUUAAAUAAUAAGAAUAUUUUGUUUAAGAACUAAACUAACUUUUAAAAAUGUUUUUAUUAAUUUGUAGUAUAAAAACCACUUUUACACUGGCUAAGUUUACAUGAAUUUGCAACAAUGAAUAACGGCACUUUUUUUUUAGUAAUUUUUUUUUUAAAAUCCUAUCAACCUUGUCAGCAGCUGAUUAAAAAAAAAAAAUUCUGUACUAAUUUACAAAAUCAUUUUAAUUAAUUUUUAUAUUUAUGUCUAUGUCAGAUUUUUAAUCCAAAUAUUUCCGUGUAAAAACUCAAUGAUUAAAAUGUCAAAGUUUUUUUUUUUAAUUCAACUUGUAUAUUGUUUAACCCUGUAAUGCCCAAUUUACUUUUUUUUUUCUCCUAUAUAAACAAACUGCCUGAAGGCGGCCUUUGGGCAUUGGAGGGUUACUACAGUGUCUUCUGUCACGAGGUAGAACGCUCAGUGUAUGGUUUUCUAUGUACAUUGGAUUGUAUCUUUGUUCUCGGAUGACUUAUUUCAGCUAUGUGAUAUACGAGCAUGAUUCACACAUUUGAUGGCUAGUUUCCUCAUGGAACACUCAUUAAAUCAUCUCACACAAACUA
Messenger RNA from Physella acuta, 7935 nucleotides. Its product is annotated as RING finger and SPRY domain-containing protein 1. The record is from RefSeq and is a predicted model, not a curated record. Lineage: Eukaryota; Metazoa; Mollusca; Gastropoda; Physidae. Gene Ontology annotation, molecular function: ubiquitin-protein transferase activity; protein binding. Gene Ontology annotation, cellular component: cytoplasm.